Plasmodium gonderi is the source of this 1626-nucleotide messenger RNA. RefSeq lists its product as hypothetical. Gene Ontology annotation, biological process: acyl-CoA metabolic process. Bases 1 to 1626 code for a protein of 541 amino acids. Gene Ontology annotation, molecular function: fatty acyl-CoA hydrolase activity. NCBI's taxonomy places the organism in Eukaryota, Apicomplexa, Aconoidasida, Haemosporida, Plasmodiidae. The transcript has a single exon. The record is from RefSeq and is a predicted model, not a curated record.
AUGACAUUAUCAACAAAAAUGCCCAUCAAGUUAGAUUCCUUGAACAAUGAAACAUUUAAAGCUCUUAGAGAAAAAACAUUGAACCUAAGGAAAGAUAAAGUUUAUGUUCAUCUCUCAGGGGAAAAUUUAAACAUAAGUACAAUUGAGAAAACUUGCCCCUUAACAUUUCUUAUGCUAAAACAUAAGUACAAGAUAGAUACACAGAAUAUCCAAAUCAAGGUUGUAAAUGGAAAAAAAAGUAGAGAUGACACAGAAUAUGUCAUAACUGAUACUUCACCAAAUGAAUGUAUUCAUAAAGGACAUGGAAAAGCAUUCAAUGAUGGGGUAGGAAAUAAUACAGAAGGAAAAAAUAAUUCAAAUGAGAAAAUAAUCACAAACGCAAGAAAUGCAGAAAUCGGACAUAGAGGAGAAGGUGGAACAAAUUUCAUGGACUCCUUCAUUCAAUUCAAUAUUCCCGUUUUGAAUGAAUUCGAAAGGUUUUAUUUCUAUAAACACAUCAUUGAAAUAAUAGAUACUCUAGCUGCAGAUGUUGUGUACAAACACAGCAUGGGAGGAUACAAGAAAAACGAUAAAUACAACUUUGUAACAGUCCUUUUUAAUAAUCUGAAGAUAUAUGAAAAGAACAAAAUUCAUCACGAGUUUUGUUUUUCCUUGCAUGAGCAAAAACCAUUGACCAUUAAUUGUUACAUUGUAUAUUCAGGAAAUACGUCCUACAUAUUAAAACUGGACUUUUUUCAAGAAAAUAAUCUUGUAUUCGAUAUAUACACAACUUUUGUAAAUAUAAAUAGCGUAACAUUUAAACCACAAGAAGUCAUACAUGUGAACAAUUCACACAAUAAUGAGAGGUAUAAAGAAGUAAGUAUUUUUGCUUCCCACCUUAAGGAAGUGCAAAAUUUGUUUAAUCACAAGGAUAUGAAAAAUAUGCUUUUACGACAAGAAGAUAUUAAUUUCAUGUUAGAAUAUUUUAAAAAUAGUAAAGUGGAAAAGAAAAAUUUUCAAAAAAAUGUUUAUCAAAAUGUCGACAUUUUUGAUUAUGACCAUGUUCAGGCAAAAUUGACUAACAGUGAAAAAGGUCAAGUAGUAGAAGCAUCACAGCAAUCAUCUGCAGUAUUAUCCACACCAUUGGCUUCCCAGAAAAAUACCAUACCAAUUAUCGGACACAUUUUAAAUACAAAUAAUUUAGCAUUCUACACAGGAAAAAAUAUCUUUUAUUGCAAAGAUUCUUACAUAGAAUCGAAGAAUUUUAUAUCAUCCGAAUUUAAAAAUAUUCAUAAUUUUACCUUUGGUGGACACCUUGCUUACAUGUCUUUCUGUCACGCCAUGACUAUAAUCAAGCAUUUUGUUUCCCACCCAGUUCUCAUCGAAAUAAAUGAAAUUCAAUAUAUUUUACCAGUUCCCUACAAUUCUGUCGUAUCCUUUAGGGGAAAAGUGGUCUAUUGUGACGCCGACAAAAUUCAGGUAAAAAUUGCUGCCUACUGUUUUGACUUAAAAAAAAAUACACACUACUUAACCACCAUUUUUGACAUAUCCUUUAAAAAUAAUUCAGAAAUUUCCUUUAUUCCAUUGUCUGAAGAAGAGAUUAAACUAUACUUAUUGGGGUACAUCCGUUCGCAGUUGCUGCCUUAG